AUGUCAACAAUUCAACACACACCCGUCUUAAAACAAGAAACCCCAAAUUUCGAGAUCCUCUCAAAAGUCCCGCUUACUUUACCCGACACGCCUAAUGACAAUAGUGGAGAGGACAACGACGAGUCGCACUAUAUAGUCUACAAAGACAUGUUAAUAGGUUCUUCUUUUUCGAAGGAAGGUAACUCAUGUGCCUUUCUCCCCGACACCCAGUACCGGGUUAUUUCAUUAUUAGGUAAAGGCGUUUUUGGACAAGUCUUUAAAUGUGUAGACUUGUCCACCGGCGCUACUGUUGCUCUCAAAAUACUGAAGAAUAGACCAUCACUCUUCCGACAAGGGAUGUUAGAGAUAGCGAUGCUAACAUGUGCUAGUCGCGGUGGCGGAACGACGCCGAACCACGUCGUGAAGAUAGUUGAUCAUUUCUUAUAUAACCGCCACGUAUGCAUUGUAUUUGAGUUACUUGGGAAGAGUUUAUAUGAAGUUGAACGGCAUUAUCGGAGUAAAAGUGUUGGACUUAAUUUUACUACAAAAGUUGCGUAUCAGAUUUUGAAGGCACUUUUCACAUUUCAAAAGGAACAGAUCAUCCACUGUGACUUGAAGCCCGAAAACAUCUUAUUAGAAGGUGAAGAUAUGGCACAUCCUAUAGUUAAAGUAAUUGAUGUGGGAAGUGCAUGCUUUGAAGGGAAUACUAUUGCACCAUAUAUACAAUCAAGACAUUAUAGAGCACCGGAAGUCAUUUUGGGACUCGAAUGCUCGACAGCUAUUGAUAUGUGGAGCUUCGGGUGUAUUGUGGCGGAACUCUUACUUGGGAUCCCAAUCUUCCCGGGAGAGAACGAAUUCAAUCAGAUCUACAAAAUCAUCGAAAUGAUCGGAACACCAAGCGAAGAACUGUUAAAGAAAGGAGUGAAAACGUCAAACUUUUUUAGAGUGAUGAAAAGAAGAGAGGAAUUCCGGUAUAUGUUAAUGACGCCACGGGAAUAUGCGUACGUGUCAAAUAGUAGAUACGCUGAAAGUAAAAGAUACCAUAAGUAUAAGAACUUAAAGGAAUUUUGUGAGGGAGUUGAAUUAAUGAAUAAAGACGAGAAAAGUGAUUGGGAGAAAGAAAGUGAAGAAAUCCAAAAACAACAAAGUGAGAAGGAAAGUGAAGAAAGGAAAUUAAUCUUCGACUUUCUGAGCAAAAUCUUCGUCUUCGAAGCGGAUAAGAGAAUGUCCCCGUUUGAAGCGGCUCAACACCCACUGCUGAGAAAAUAUUAUGAGAAGGAUAAGGAGUUUUGGAGGGCUGGAUUCGAGAAACAAAACGAUGGGAUUGAAAAGAAUGUGCCGAUGGAAAAAGUCAUCACACGAGUGUUUGGAAAAAGUCAAAGCACUCAAGAAAUCCAAAAUCAAUGUUUUGAUUUUAAAAAUUAUUAUAUGAUUUAUACAACUGCUUUAUGGAAUGGAAUUGUUCUCAGCUCUACAACUGCAAAUCCAUUCCACUGUAAACCAUUGAGAUUUCAAAUCAGAGAACCCAAGAUUGUCAAGAGCGAAAAAGAGAAGAAGGAUUAUAUAAAAUGA
This is a messenger RNA of Entamoeba invadens IP1, 1551 nucleotides long. Its product is annotated as serine/threonine protein kinase ppk15, putative. Gene Ontology annotation, biological process: peptidyl-threonine phosphorylation; peptidyl-serine phosphorylation. NCBI's taxonomy places the organism in Eukaryota, Evosea, Mastigamoebida, Endamoebidae. The coding region runs from base 1 to 1551 and encodes 516 amino acids. The transcript has a single exon. Gene Ontology annotation, molecular function: protein tyrosine kinase activity; ATP binding; protein serine/threonine kinase activity. The record is from RefSeq and is a predicted model, not a curated record. Gene Ontology annotation, cellular component: cytoplasm.